AAUUGUGCAUGCCAUCAUAGGUGAGCUUGGUGGUGGCCAAGAUUCACGAGGCCGCCGCAGUCGGUGGUGUGGUGGACAUGAGUGAGCUGCUCAAGACAUUCACAUAUGACAUGGCAUGUCGCAUCGUGUCCGGAGAAUUCUUCCUAAAAGAAGGACAGAGCAAGUUGUUCCAAGACCUCACCAAUGAUACGUCACUGCUGCUAGGAGGGUUCAAGGUGGAGGAGUACUUCCCAACAUUGUCUAGGGUAGGACUGCUUAAAAGGACAGUUCGUGCAAAGGCUGAGAGACUAAGGCAUAGAUGGGCCGAUCUGCUGGACAAGGUGAUCGAUUAUCAUGAGAACAAGGACAAGUCAGUGUUAGAUAACCAGGGUAGUAAUUUCGUCGAUAUUCUCUUGUCUGUUCAGCUCGAGUAUGGUCUCACAAGAGAGCAGAUGAAAGCUCUCCUAACCGAUGUAUUUUUCGGUUUAACUGACACAUCAUCUAACACCCUCGAAUUCACAAUGGCUGAGCUCAUGAGGAGGCCCCGCCUGAUUGGGAAGCUACAAGACGAGGUAAGGAGUAUCGAACCCCGGGGACAGGAAAUUGUUAAUGAAGCCGACAUUAGCAGUAUGACAUACCUAAGAGCAGUCCUAAAGGAGUCAUUCCGAUUUCAUCCUGUU
Messenger RNA from Triticum dicoccoides, 659 nucleotides. RefSeq names its product indole-2-monooxygenase-like. Lineage: Eukaryota; Viridiplantae; Streptophyta; Magnoliopsida; Poales; Poaceae. Gene Ontology annotation, molecular function: oxidoreductase activity, acting on paired donors, with incorporation or reduction of molecular oxygen; iron ion binding; monooxygenase activity. The record is from RefSeq and is a predicted model, not a curated record. The annotation marks the transcript as partial. The transcript has 2 exons.